AUUUCAGUACUUGUGAUGCAAGAAACCCACCUACUGGUUACUCUCUUCACAGCUUCGUAUCGUCUUCGUAUAUUCGAGUCGGAGCAAGCCAAGAAGGCAGCUUUGGAUUGGCAUUUGUUGGAGAACGAUGAGCAGCAUAGGCACGGGGUAUGAUCUUUCCGUCACCACUUUCUCCCCCGACGGUAGGGUUUUUCAGAUCGAGUACGCUGCCAAAGCUGUUGACCAGAGUGGGACUGUUAUCGCUAUCAAGUGUAAGGAUGGUAUUGUAAUGGGCGUGGAGAAGCUGAUUAAUUCGAAGAUGAUGUUGGGGGGAUCAAAUCGGAGGAUCCACUCUGUUCACCGGCAUUCUGGCAUGGCAUUUGCUGGAUUCGUAGCAGAUGCUAGACAAAUAAUUGCCAGAGCAAAGUCUGAAGCAACAAACUAUGAACGAAUAUAUGGUGAACCUAUUCCUGUGAAAGAACUUGCUGAUCGUGUUGCCAGCUAUGUUCAUCUUUGCACACUUUAUUGGUGGCUGAGACCAUUUGGUUGUGGUGUAAUUCUCUGCGGAUAUGAUAGAGAUGGACCCCAGCUAUAUAUGGUCGAACCAUCGGGGGUUUCAUAUAGAUAUUUUGGUGCUGCAAUUGGGAAGGGUAAGCAGGCUGCCAAAACAGAAAUUGAGAAAUUGAAGCUUUCUGAACUAACAUGCAGGCAAGGGAUCAUUGAAGUUGCCAAGAUAAUCUAUGGCGUCCAUGACGAGGCCAAGGAUAAAGCAUUUGAACUGGAACUGAGCUGGGUUUGUGAUGAAUCAAAUAAGCAGCAUCAAAAGGUGCCGGAGCAUCUUCUUGAGGAAGCCAAAGCCGCUGCCGUGGCCGCGCUGGAAGAGAUGGACGCUGAUUGAUCACCAAAUAGAAGAACAGCCGCCCCACACCCUCACUCUCUGUUCAGGCCUUCAGUAUCCUAUCUGUUUUUCUUUUUUUGGUUAAAAACUAUCCUGCGCUGAUAAUUAAGAUUUUCUUCAACAAUUAGAGUAACGGUAACUAUAUUUAUAUAUUAAUGAAGUUUGAGAAGAGGGUUGGCAUUC
This is a messenger RNA of Dendrobium catenatum, 1060 nucleotides long. Its product is annotated as proteasome subunit alpha type-3-like. Gene Ontology annotation, biological process: ubiquitin-dependent protein catabolic process. Gene Ontology annotation, cellular component: proteasome core complex, alpha-subunit complex; proteasome core complex; nucleus. The record is from RefSeq and is a predicted model, not a curated record. The transcript has 10 exons. Lineage: Eukaryota; Viridiplantae; Streptophyta; Magnoliopsida; Asparagales; Orchidaceae. The coding region runs from base 128 to 877 and encodes 249 amino acids.